AUGGACUUGAACAGCUGCUGGAGAGCCGAACUGUUUGAGGUCUUGUCGCUGCGGUCUUUUUUACCGCACACCAGAAUGCAGCCUAACCGCAUUCAUGUGCGCAGAAUGCGCGAACAUGACGGCCCGCUUAUAUGCUGGAAGGGCGCAGCUGCUGAGGCAGCAGACCGCGACUCGACACGUGAUCAGAAAGCUCGGCAUGCAGCUCGUCAGUCAAAGCAAAGGCAGAGUCAGCAGCCACAGCCUCGACAGCGCCCACAUCUACCACCAUUGAUGCUUCAACAGGCGUCCCAGUCAGCUGUGCAGCCUGAGCAUGGCGACGGAGUGUCAGAAGAGCCGGCACCGGAAUCGCCAGAUUUUCCUGACGGCGUGCCAGAGCUUGGCCCGGAAGACUUUGGGGCUGGUGAGGCUGGUGCUGGUUUGGAUCUGGACCCAGACAUGGAGUUCCUUUUCCAGUCCGACUCGGAAACAGAAGCAACCCCUGCAUGGCUGCAGCAAGCUUCUGAGAUCAUGGACUUGGAAUUCUUGUCGGGCUAUGCCGAUGCGGUCCCUGCCGAGGAGACUGAGCUCCCUGAAGAAGACAUUGCAGACCUUCCACAAGGCGAUCCAGUGGUGGCGCCUGCGCCUGCUUCAGCAUCAGCAGCAGUAUCCAGCUCGGACCGAAUGCAGUCCGACCCUACAGGUGCAGACGGCCCAGCUGCUGCCGCUGUAGCAGGACCAGCAGCCAACAGGCCCCCUGCAGGCUCAAGGCAUGUUGCUGAUGUGGUGGUCGAUGUGCCUGGGGUGGGAGAUAUUCGUUUUUACACCAAGAAUCAAGUCUUGGUGGCUUCCUGUCGGCGGCCAGAACACCAGAACUUUUAUUCUGACACUGGUAGUGUUUUGACGUGCAGCAGGAAACGGACCGUUAGAGCAGCGGCCAAGCUUGCAAAAGACGUGCGGAAACGGUCCGGACAGGGCAGACCCUUGGGGCAUCUUAUGCGCUGGCUGGAAUGUGGAUGCGAGGCCGCGGAUCAGCAACAGCAUGUGCUGCAUGCCAGAAGCUUUGAUCGAGAUGAAAGAAGGGCAGCACGGGCAAGACUUGCUUCCUUGCCAGGGGCUGAGGAUCUGUUUGCCAAAGAACGAUCUCGGUUGGACUGGGAGUCCGACGACGAGCCCCGAAAUAUUUGA
Molecule: messenger RNA, 1164 nt
Organism: Symbiodinium sp. CCMP2456
Lineage: Eukaryota; Dinophyceae; Suessiales; Symbiodiniaceae
Source: the annotation of a GenBank genome assembly